Molecule: messenger RNA, 537 nt
Organism: Lolium perenne
Lineage: Eukaryota; Viridiplantae; Streptophyta; Magnoliopsida; Poales; Poaceae
Source: RefSeq, a predicted model, not a curated record
AUGAGGCCCGCCUCGGUCGGUGGGGUGGCGGUAACAAGGGCAGCCGAGGCGAAGAAGGCGGCUGAGCUGAAGAAGGCCGCCGAGCCGAAGAGGGCGGCCGCCGACCCCGUGGGUUUUGCCUCGUCGCGAGAGGAACCUGCCACCAUGAGAAAGACGGUGGCCACGGCCACCAGUUCGGCCGGGCCAGUCGACGGGAGCGGACCCUCGGCGAGCGCGAGUGGCGAUGCGGUGGCGAAAGCGGGCGCUGAGUCAGCCACGGCUCGAGGGCCGAACGUUGUUCCCUCCGUGGUGGAGGAGGAGACAGUGUGCACCGAGUCGGCGACGGCUCAAGGUACGGACGUCAUGCCUCCCGUGGUGGAGAAGGAGCAAGGCGCUGUCGAGGGGGACGGCUCCUCGGCGAAGAUGAGGGAGCGGCAAACAAAGGCUGCCAGGGACCCGGCUCACCCCAGCGACCCCGAAGCGCCGGCGGGAGAAGCACCGUCGACCCAGGCGGUGGUGCAGGGGGCGGGGCGCACGAGUCGCGCCGUCCUCCGCUGA